AUGGCUUCCGCCUCGCCAUCACCGCAUAAGCCUCGGCGCAAAACCAAGAAGGCCCAUUUCGAAACCACUGUCAAUGCCAAACCCGAAGCUCUAAUCCGCACUCCUUCGUUCCCUCUCGCAGCUUUCCUCUGGCCAGCCCGGAGCUCUCUGUCGCAAUGGGAGGUCCUACCGCUCAUUCUUAUGGUUGUCGGUCUGUUUAGAUGGGCUGCAGGGCUUUGGGGAUAUUCAGGCUUCCGAAAGCCGCCCAUGUUUGGUGACUACGAAGCGCAGAGGCACUGGAUGGAGAUAACGACACAUCUGCCAAUAUCGCAAUGGUAUUUCCACGACCUACAGUGGUGGGGUCUCGACUAUCCUCCCUUGACCGCGUAUCACAGCUGGCUUCUCGGCAAGGUCGGCUCACUCAUCGACCCCUCAUGGUUCGCACUCUACACUUCACGAGGCUCAGACGAUCCGACGCUCAAGGUCUUCAUGAGGGCUACUGUCAUUGUGUCCGAGUAUCUGAUCUAUAUACCUGCCGCGGUGGUCUUCGUCAGGAGGUAUAGCAAGCUAUCGGGUGUUGCUCAAUGGACUGCAUCCGUAGCGCUAGUCGCAAUCCUCAUGCAGCCAGCUACCAUCCUUAUCGACCAUGUUCACUUCCAGUACAAUACGGUGAUGCUCGGAUUCGUAUUGGCGAGCAUGUCUAGCAUGGUAGCAGGUCGAUAUAUGUGGGCAUCCAUCUUCUUCGUUUGCGCUUUGGGGUUCAAGCAGAUGGCACUUUAUUACGCACCGGCUGUAUUCGCAUUCCUCUUAGGAAGUUGUACCUUUCCUCGUAUUAAUAUUGGGCGGUUCAUGGGGAUCGCAGCGGUUACUCUCGCAUCCUUUGCCGUGCUUGUCUUACCGAUAGUUUUAGGUACGCUAUACGACGUCAGCCGAGGUAUUGACUCGCGACCUGACCUAGAUGGACCCCAUCCCCCGUUACCCAUAUUCGCCUUUCUCUCAACCUAUUUGGAUACGAAUGCUCUAUACUAUCCUAUAGUUGAGCAAGCCUUUCAGAUGGUUCAUCGAGUUUUUCCUUUUGCACGGGGACUAUUUGAGGACAAAGUUGCCAACUUCUGGUGUGCAGCUAACGUGGUCAUAAAGUUGCGGAAAUAUCCAACUGAACUCUUACAACGAGUCUCACUCCUAGCAACUCUUGCUUCAAUUGCUCCUCCAUGUGCAAUUCUAUUCUUCAAGCCCCGCAAGGAACUUCUCCCGUACGCCUUCAGUGCAACGGCGUGGGGUUUCUUCUUAUUCAGCUACCAGGUUCAUGAGAAGAGCGCACUUCUCCCACUUCUCCCUAUGACCGUACUCCUUGCAGGAAAGCAGGGACUAGGGAAGGAUAUUAGGUCCUGGGUUGGAUUUGGCAAUCUCGUUGGCGUGUGGACUAUGUAUCCCCUGCUACAGAGAGUUGACCUACGGAUGCCUUACACGGUACUGACGCUCUUGUGGGCAUAUCUAUUAGGCCUACCUCCUGUAUCGACCAGUGCCUACUUCGAGGAAGGACAGAACAUAUGGGUUCAAUGGUUGACAGCUAUUAUUCACGGUGCUUUCUACGCCUCCAUGGGAGCCUGGCAUAUACUGGAAUUGUUUGUCACCCCACCUCCCGAUAAGCCUGACCUCUGGGUUGUCGCCAAUGUCGGUAUAGGCGCAGCUGGAUUUUCCCUGUGCUACAUGUGGUGUCUAUGGAGACUAAUACAGGAGAGCGGGAUCAUCCCUCGGAAACCCCCGGGAUCCAAAGUCAAAACAACUUGA
Messenger RNA from Daldinia loculata, 1770 nucleotides. RefSeq names its product glycosyltransferase family 57 protein. The transcript is spliced from 2 exons. Bases 1 to 1770 code for a protein of 589 amino acids. Gene Ontology annotation, molecular function: dolichyl pyrophosphate Man9GlcNAc2 alpha-1,3-glucosyltransferase activity. Gene Ontology annotation, biological process: protein N-linked glycosylation. Gene Ontology annotation, cellular component: endoplasmic reticulum membrane. The record is from RefSeq and is a predicted model, not a curated record. Lineage: Eukaryota; Fungi; Ascomycota; Sordariomycetes; Xylariales; Hypoxylaceae.